Messenger RNA from Choloepus didactylus (southern two-toed sloth), 4341 nucleotides. RefSeq names its product IL2 inducible T cell kinase (gene ITK). The record is from RefSeq and is a predicted model, not a curated record. The transcript is spliced from 17 exons. Lineage: Eukaryota; Metazoa; Chordata; Mammalia; Pilosa; Megalonychidae. The coding region runs from base 1 to 1863 and encodes 620 amino acids. Gene Ontology annotation, molecular function: non-membrane spanning protein tyrosine kinase activity; ATP binding; protein binding. Gene Ontology annotation, biological process: intracellular signal transduction; adaptive immune response; T cell receptor signaling pathway.
AUGAACAACUUUAUCCUCCUGGAAGAGCAGCUAAUCAAGAAAUCCCAGCAAAAGAGAAGAACAUCACCCUCGAACUUUAAAGUCCGCUUCUUUGUUUUAACCAAGGCUAGCCUGGCAUAUUUUGAGGACCGUCACGGGAAAAAGCGCACAUUGAAGGGCUCCAUUGAACUCUCCCGAAUCAAAUGUGUUGAGAUUGUGAAAAGUGACAUUAGCAUCCCAUGCCACUAUAAAUACCCAUUUCAGGUUGUGCACGAUAACUACCUCCUGUAUGUAUUUGCUCCAGACCGCGAGAGCCGGCAGCGCUGGGUGCUGGCCCUUAAAGAAGAAACAAGGAAUAAUAACAGUUUGGUGCCCAAGUAUCAUCCUAAUUUCUGGAUGGACGGGAGGUGGAGGUGCUGUGCCCAGCUGGAGAAGCUUGCAGUGGGCUGUGCAGAGUAUGACCCAACCAAGAAUGCUUCAAAGAAGCCUCUUCCUCCUACUCCUGAAGACAACAGACGAUCACUUCGGGACGCUGAAGAAACUCUGGUCAUUGCCUUGUACGACUACCAAACGAGCGAUCCUCAGGAACUAGUGCUCCAGCGCAAUGAAGAGUACUACCUGCUGGACAGUUCUGAGAUUCACUGGUGGAGAGUUCAAGACAGGAACGGGCAUGAAGGUUAUGUACCAAGCAGUUACCUGGUGGAAAAAUCUCCAAAUAACCUGGAAACCUAUGAGUGGUACAAUAAGAGUAUCAGCCGAGACAAAGCUGAAAAACUUCUUUUGGACACAGGCAAAGAAGGAGCCUUCAUGGUUCGAGAUUCUAGGACUCCAGGAACAUACACCGUGUCUGUUUUCACCAAGGCCAUUGCAAGUGAGAACAACCCCUGCAUAAAGCACUAUCACAUCAAAGAAACCAAUGACAACCCCAAGAGAUAUUAUGUGGCUGAAAAGUAUGUGUUUGAUUCCAUCCCUCUUCUCAUCAAUUAUCACCAGCACAACGGAGCAGGCCUGGUCACUCGACUCAGAUAUCCAGUUUGUUCCUGGAGACAGAAAGCUCCCAUCACAGCAGGGCUGAGAUACGGAAAAUGGGUGAUCGAUCCCUCAGAGCUCACUUUUGUGCAGGAGAUUGGCAGCGGGCAGUUUGGGCUAGUACAUCUUGGCUACUGGCUCAACAAGGACAAAGUAGCCAUCAAAACCAUUCAGGAGGGGGCCAUGUCGGAAGAGGACUUCAUAGAGGAAGCUGAAGUCAUGAUGAAACUCUCUCACCCCAAACUGGUCCAGCUCUAUGGUGUGUGCCUGGAGCAGGCCCCCAUCUGCCUGGUGUUUGAGUUCAUGGAGCAUGGCUGCCUGUCCGAUUACCUGCGCAGCCAGCGGGGGCUCUUUGCUGCGGAGAGCCUGCUGGGCAUGUGCCUGGACGUGUGUGAGGGCAUGGCCUACCUGGAGGAGGCGUGUGUCAUCCACAGAGACCUGGCUGCCCGGAACUGUUUGGUGGGAGAAAACCAAGUUAUCAAGGUGUCUGACUUUGGGAUGACAAGGUUCGUCCUUGAUGAUCAGUACACCAGUUCCACAGGCACCAAAUUCCCAGUGAAGUGGGCAUCCCCAGAAGUUUUCUCUUUCAGUCGCUACAGCAGCAAGUCAGACGUGUGGUCAUUUGGUGUGCUGAUGUGGGAAGUCUUUAGCGAAGGCAAAAUCCCAUAUGAAAACCGAAGCAACUCGGAGGUGGUGGAAGACAUCAGCACAGGAUUUCGGCUAUACAAGCCCCGGCUGGCCUCCUCACUGAUCUACCAGAUCAUGAAUCAUUGCUGGAAAGAGAGACCAGAAGACCGGCCGCCCUUCUCCAUCCUGUUGGGUCAACUGGCUGAAAUUGCCGAAUCAGGACUUUAGCAGAGACUCAGUGCCAGGCCAUAGGCUGCAGAUAUUGAAUGGGGAGAGAAGUUCCCCCUCCACAGAGCAUUAAAAACUGCCAGAGGCAGCCCAGCCUGUGAUGCCCGUCCCUGAGCUGCCACCAUGCAGCGCCCUGUUGGAGGCUGGCAGCCCAGCCACCGGCAGGAGGGUCAGCCACCGAGCUGGGAGCAGGGCCAGAAGCGCGGUGACGUCUCUGUCCUCCCUCUAGCCUCUUGUCAGAUGUGUGCGCAGACCUCAAUCUGACCACUUUCAGACAUUUCUUGUACUUUUUGGUGAGAGACAAGGGUAGGACCCGGAUUGUUAUUUUUGUUAUUAUUUUUAAACAUGAGUCUAAAGCUUGUGGGCCAAGGGAACUUUUUGUUUGACCCCACAACACAGUAUACCAGGAUGUGGCAGCAAAGGGAACAAAGGGCAAGAUUCCUCAUCUAGAAAAACCAUUAGGUUAAUUAAGGUCAGAAAGAGCAGGUUUUGCUGCUCUGAUGCUGUGAGACACAGCUUCCUGCCACAGAGGGUGAUGGAAAUGCCUCUCACAGCAGACGCCAGAUCUUCUGAGAAGCAGCUUCAUGAGGCUUUAUAGGGUACACUGCCACUUCUCUCCUUGAAGGGGGCAUGGUAAGCUCUGUUAGAUGGAUUGGGGUAAUCAAUUCAGAUCCCACAGUUGGGGUGUCAGAUAUCUGGUGUCUGGGAGGGAAUGCAAGAGGGCAGCUGAUGGUGGGGAACCCACUGGUACAAAGAAGGGCCUUAGGUUACUACCAUUCUGAUGCUCACCUCUAGUACUAAGUGAGGCAGGUAACUGUGUCUCCCCUUGUGCAUAGAAUUCUUCCACAGACAUCCUAGGAGAAAAUGAUUACUUGUGAAUACUGACUCUGGCUGAGGACUUGAUCACGUUUUUGUCUGGCCCCUAGCAACCAGCGCCUCUCUCUGUACUAUUCUACCCUCAUCAACAGCGGGCAUCACUGUGCGGUCAGUGUGGACUCCUGAAGAGCAAUGGAAGCUUGUUUGACCCCCAGGGUUUAAAGUUUUAAAGUUGAAACUUCAAGGCUUCCCAAAUUCUAGAAGAGGAGCAAGGAAUCUGUUCAUGCUCAAGCUGUCUGGGUGGAAACUGAGUCAGACACUCAGUCUGGUGCUUCCAAGAUGCACAAGGAUGCCUACUGUGGAUUGAGCACUUAAAACAGUCACCCUGAAUUUACGUCAAUCCUGUGAGAUAGUAUUAACAUUCCCACUUUAUAAAUAAUAGAACUGAGGCUUUAAAAAGACACCUACUCAAAGUCACAGACUAGCAAGUGCAGAGAUGGAAUUCUAGCCCAAAUCUGACUCCAGUGCAGAUUCUUUAUCCCUACUCAAUGAUGCCUCGUAUUGAUGAAAGAGACUGCAGAGGAGAUAAGGACAGCAGAGAGAAAAGAAAAUAGAAAGCCAAUAAAGAAGUCGAGUUGCUCCCGCAUAGACCAUUAUGGCUGGUGUGCGGGCCCUCCAACUUGGGAUAGGAUCUUCUCUUCUUCUCAUCUGUAUCCUCACCUUGGUCAUAGUUGUUGACCUUGGAGUUACUCAGUUAAUUAACCCUUUGAUUCUCCCGGCCUGCCAGAGUCAUGUUAUAUGAAGCCAUUUAUAAAUGAACUUCAAAGCAGCUUUAAAAGAUUCUCCUGCAGAGCAUAAAUGCUUCCUUUUCUUCUUCAGACCAACCUUGAGCUGCAGUCUUCUUGGACACUUUGUGAAGAGGAGUAUUCCCUGAUGUAAGAAGGAAUUAAUUUUCUUAGAGUGUUUAGAUACACCUCAUAGAAAAAUUAUCAGACGCUGUUGCAAUAGGCUCUUUCUAAUGCUUGUGUGAUAUUUUGGCCAUCUUGUGGUUCAGACGCAUAACUGUUAACCAUAACUAUUGUGAAACUGGGAGCCUAAGAUAAAACUCUGUCAUUCAGAAAAUGAUCUUACUUAACUCAUCCAACAUUAUAUCCGUGUUUACUUUUUGGCAUUUUGUACAUUCUCUUUUGGAGCCCCUAAUUAAACAUGAUUUCGGGGAUGUUCGGUCUAGAAGGAAAACAUCAGAAUUAACUGAUCUCUGUGAUCUGGUUUGGAAAAUUCCCCUCCAUAUGGCAUUAUCUUUUCCAAGCUUGGAUUCAUUGAGGCCUUAACUGAAGACAUGUAUGUUGUUCAGCUCCCAGUGUCCUAUUCCACAAAUAUGGGAUUCUUGCCUGGAUUCUUCCUCCCACAUUUUGAAAACAGUGCAGUGCAUUCAGAGAGAAUUCUCUUAUAUGGUCAUGUUGUGUAGAUCUUGCAUUUUGCAUCUUUUAAUACUGGGUAUUUAUAUUUGGUUAGGAUGAAGUAUUUAUUAGUGUACAGUCAUUGCUAAUGUUCAAGGUAGAAAUGUUACAAAUAUCUCUUCCCUUUUGUAGAGUGAACUAAAUUAAAGGUUGGGUAUAGCAAAUAAAAGCUGUAUGUUUUUUAAUAAAUACAGUGUGUGUA